Salvia hispanica is the source of this 1173-nucleotide messenger RNA. Its product is annotated as soluble inorganic pyrophosphatase 4-like. Gene Ontology annotation, molecular function: inorganic diphosphate phosphatase activity; magnesium ion binding. Lineage: Eukaryota; Viridiplantae; Streptophyta; Magnoliopsida; Lamiales; Lamiaceae. The record is from RefSeq and is a predicted model, not a curated record. Gene Ontology annotation, cellular component: cytoplasm. Gene Ontology annotation, biological process: phosphate-containing compound metabolic process.
CCAUCUUUCAACGGCAAACAAGCCUAGCACGAAAACAAAGCGGGAAGCAGCAGUAGAGUGGAAGCCUGCAUUUACUCAGCUCCUCUGUCUCUCUCUAGGGUUUUUAUCUCUCUAAUUCUAUUCCCUCGUGCAUAAAUAACUAACGCUUGCCUUCAUUUUCACGCUGAGUAUCGUUCGCACUUCGCACGGAGAUCUGAGCCUUUUCGUUCCACUGCAGACACCUUUUUUCCCCCUGUGCUCUGUCUCGCCUCUGUUCGUCGUUUCAGCCUGAAUGCAUCUACCUGCAGUUAUGGCACAACCUACAGAGCAGUCAGAAAAAAUCCCUGUUGUGCAGAAGCUGCCUCUUAAUGAAAGGAUACUCUCUUCCAUGACUAGGAAAAAUGAUGCUGCUCAUCCUUGGCAUGAUCUUGAGAUAGGACCUGGAGCACCCAAGAUCUUCAACUGUGUAGUCGAAAUAAGUAAGGGUAGUAAGGUGAAAUACGAACUUGACAAGAAAACUGGUCUAAUCAAGGUUGAUCGAGUUCUUUACUCAUCUGUUGUAUACCCUCAUAAUUAUGGCUUCAUACCCCGCACACUCUGUGAAGACAGUGACCCGAUGGAUGUGUUGGUCAUUAUGCAGGAGCCAGUUCUUCCAGGAUGCUUUCUAAGGGCUAAAGCUAUCGGCCUCAUGCCUAUGAUUGAUCAGGGAGAGAAAGAUGACAAGAUAAUUGCUGUCUGUGCUGACGAUCCUGAAUACCGUGAUUAUACGGACAUUAAAGAGCUUCCACCCCAUCGCUUGGCUGAAAUCCGCCGUUUUUUUGAAGACUACAAGAAAAAUGAGAACAAGGAUGUUGCUGUUGAUGAAUUUCUGCCAGCCACCAAUGCUUAUGACGCUAUACAGCUCUCCAUGGACUUGUAUGCAAACUAUAUUGUGGAGAGUCUUAGGCGCUAAUUUGCCCAACAAUGUGAGUAGAUAUUUCUGCACGGUUUGUUGACCUAUGUGUAAUAUUCAUAAACUGAUCCAUAUAUAGUAUAGUACUUUGAUGAAGACGAAAAUAUCGUAAUAGAUCGACCAGUCUAAAUCAAAGGUGAUGGUGAAAACCAAAUUUAUACCUCCAUAUGUAAAAAAUUUACUGCAAUGUUACUGCAGCAUAUCUCAAUUUUUUUCAUCUGUGUAUUUAGAUGUUCAAUUUU